Cladophialophora immunda is the source of this 1594-nucleotide messenger RNA. RefSeq lists its product as uncharacterized. Bases 250 to 1470 code for a protein of 406 amino acids. The transcript has a single exon. Gene Ontology annotation, molecular function: hydro-lyase activity. The record is from RefSeq and is a predicted model, not a curated record. NCBI's taxonomy places the organism in Eukaryota, Fungi, Ascomycota, Eurotiomycetes, Chaetothyriales, Herpotrichiellaceae.
CUCCUUCUGCCAAACUCGUGUCUGCCUAGAAUUUUGGAGGGUGCAUCAUUUUUUUCCGUAAUUGAGAGUGUCUCCCCCUGUGACAGAUCACCCUCUAGCCUACGCACAGCUAUAUUGGCGCAAUCGAGCUCUCCGACUUAUUGGACAUUUUUAUAUGCAAAUUAUUGUUUAUCUUCGUUAAACACCCACCGAAUCAAUAUCUUCAGAGACUAGGCUGUCUCAAGGCUGAGUUGUACUUGAUCAUCAAUCAUGGACAUCAAACAACAGCUCUUGCGGUCGGAGAACAAACCGGUCUCUUGUAUAGAGAUGCAUACUUGCGGUGAACCUACUCGAAUCGUCACUGACGGAUAUCCCGAUCUCCACGGAACACUAUUGGAACAGCGUGCUGAAGCAAAAACCAAAUAUGACCAUAUUCGAGAACGGGUCUUGCUGGAGCCUCGUGGGCACUAUGACAUGUAUGGCGCAAUACUUCGACCGGAAACCGAGCUCACUACGAGUGGCGAAGCCCAUAUUGGGGUUCUAUUUAUGACAAAUGAUGGCUACUCCACAAUGUGUGGUCAUGCAACCAUUGCGCUGGGACGGUUUCUCGUCGAUACCCAUGACCUCCAUAUAUUCCCGAGAAGGAAUGAGAUAAAGUACGACCCUCACACGCGGUAUGCUGUCAUCAACCUCCAUGCCCCAUGUGGGCUCGUUGAAGUGACCGUACCGACCAAUGAAGAUGGUUCGGCAUCAGACCCUCAACGUCCUGUCUCCUUUGUGUCCGUCCCAUCUUUUGCAAAAGGCACCAACAUCGCAAUUCCUAUCCCUGCGCAUCUACGUUGGUCCGAGCUCCCAAGUGACAGAGCGGAAGUACAUGCCGGCUUCGCUUAUGGCGGAGCAUUCUAUUGCAUUGUUACGGCGACAGAGUUAGGGUUUGCUAAUGGCCUGAAAGCAGUCGACUUAGAAGCGCUGAACCGUGCCUCGCGGGGCCUGAAAUCAGCCAUACUGGUCAAUAGGGAUCUCUCGCGCUACUACGAGCAUAAUUCCGAGCCUGAGAUGUCCUUUUUAUAUGGAGUCAUUGUCACUGACAACAUGAAUGUGCAAAAUGAAAGGGUGGCCGGCUCAGAGCUGGGAGUGUGCUACUUUGCGGCCGAGGAAAUUGACCGGUCUCCAACUGGAAGUGGAGUGGCCGCCCGCGCAGCGCUCGCAUAUCUCGAGGAGACACGCUCGGAGAAUGAGUCGUGGGCAUACCAUUCGUUGGUUUCAAAGCUCGGAAUCGGUCCACCCUUUAUCGGGACAAUUGUAGAGGGAAAUACGGACGGGGGGAAGCCGCAGCAUCAUCAAGAACCAUCACAGACUACCAAAAAGACGGAAGUAAGGGUUAAAGUUGAAGGUCAAGCCUACUACACCGGAUUCAGCACGUUCUCCGUGGAAAAGGAGGAUCCAUUGGGAGACAGCGGGUUCGCUUUCAGGAACCUGAGCGGCGCAUGAGCAAGUUUAAUGACAUACAGCUGCAGUAAACCGAGUUCAAGAGUUCAAGCUGCGUUUCGUAGCUUUCUGAAGCCCACACGUCUUGGGAAGAUUGUGGCAGCAUUGAACGAGGCUGACGAGGCUG